UACUGGAUGGAUUGGAUGACUCAGUAUGAGAGUUAUUGUUAAUGUCCGUCAGCAGGUUGGACGAGUGCUGAGGAUGAAGUGAGGUGACUCACAGCCUGAAGACAGAAGCUGCUCUGUAGUCUGGUGGUACGGAACUGAAGUAAGAUCAACAUCAUCAUCGUUUGUCCACAUGGGGCGCCAGAAUCAACGACAAAGAAAAGUUCCUUGCUGCAGCUUUAAAUAACAUCUAUUUGAAUAUCAGUUCAAAAGAGCAUGGUGUUGCUGAAUGCUUACCUGAGUUGGAAACCACAAAUCAAACUGAGACUUUUUCUUGGAGCAGCAUCUAGUGGUCAUUAGAGGAACUGCAACUGUUUGUUCUUGCCUCUUUAAAAACUUGACCAGCAAUGGUUCCCUCGCGACCCGCUGCUAACAAGCCUCACGUCUGCCUGACGGUGGUCCUCAUCGUGACCAGCCUGGCCCUGAUGGACACCUACCUGGUGGAGCAGAAUCCUGGUCCCAGGAGGAUCGGCGUAUGCGUCACCGUGCUAGCUGGAGACGCAUGUUUCCUCAUCGUGCUGCGAUAUGUUGCUGCCUUGGCUGCGUCGGAGGUGCACACGGCCAGGCGAGGCUACGCCAUGAUCCUCUGGUUCUUCUACAUAUUCAUUCUGGAGAUCAAGGUGUACUUUGUGUAUCAGAACUACAAGGCUCAGGAUGUGAGUGGAGAUGCAGAGGUGACAGAAUCAGAUGUGUCCAGGAGAGCUCUGACUCUGCUGCUGUCGGUCUGCAUGCCUAUCGUGUUCAUAACUCUGGCAGCGAUAGAUCAUCUGGACUACUUACGGACAUAUAAGAAAAGAGAAGAGAUCCGGAGUCGGCUCUUCUGGGUGGUGGUGGACCUCCUGGAUGUUGUAGACGUGCAGGCCAACCUGUGGGAGCUUCAGAGGGAAGGGCUCCCCCUGUGGGUGGAGGGACUGAUGUUCUUCUACUGCUACAUCCUUCUCCUGGUGCUGCCCUGCGUCUCUCUGAGUGAGAUCAGCAUGCAGGGGGUGAACAUCGUCCCGCACAAAAUGAUGCUCUACCCCAUCCUCAGUCUGGCCACCGUCAACGUCAUCACCCUCCUGAUACGUGGGGGAAACCUGCUGAUAUACGGAGACAUCCGCGUGUCCGGGAUCAUGAUGGGCAAGAACGUGAUCGCCAUCGUUGUGAAGAGCUGCAGUCUGGUGCAGUACAGGAAACACCAGCCGGCGUCUCCUCCUGCAUAUCGAGGAGCUGAGAUGCAGAAGAACUCUGAUGUUCAGAUGUCCAACGCCCAGCAGGUGGUGCUGCCCAGCGUGGUGGUGGAGGACUUCACCACCAUACCAGAGGAAGAGGAGGAGAGCGAUGAGAGAUGUGAACAAACUUGAGUGGAGGACGAGAUAAGGCAGUAGGAAACCAAACACCCCUCCACAAUAAAACACACUGAUGAACAAGACGGAGUCAGGGACUGUUCACAGACUCAGAACGUUUCUCAGGAAAUUUCUAGCUUUUUUCUGACAUUACUUACCUGCACCUGGUGUUGAGAAGGUCUCGCUGUUCAGUUAGCAAUGAUACAUGAAAUACAUCUUCCUCACUAAAACCCUGUCAAUCAUUCAAUGAGCAAACCUCCCCAAGAAAAUCAAAAACACUUAAUGUU
Messenger RNA from Acanthopagrus latus (yellowfin seabream), 1648 nucleotides. RefSeq names its product transmembrane protein 121-like. Lineage: Eukaryota; Metazoa; Chordata; Actinopteri; Spariformes; Sparidae. The transcript has a single exon. Bases 384 to 1379 code for a protein of 331 amino acids. The record is from RefSeq and is a predicted model, not a curated record.